Mercenaria mercenaria is the source of this 2493-nucleotide messenger RNA. RefSeq lists its product as uncharacterized. NCBI's taxonomy places the organism in Eukaryota, Metazoa, Mollusca, Bivalvia, Venerida, Veneridae. Bases 161 to 1477 code for a protein of 438 amino acids. Gene Ontology annotation, biological process: transmembrane transport. Gene Ontology annotation, cellular component: membrane. The record is from RefSeq and is a predicted model, not a curated record. Gene Ontology annotation, molecular function: transmembrane transporter activity. The transcript is spliced from 14 exons.
UUCAUAGGUAACUGAUAAAUUAAAGCACCGGGCAACUCACAAGAUGGCACAAGUUUUCGAAUUCUUUUUGUGAUAUUGCGUCUUAUACGUAAUAAUUAUGAACGUUUUUUGAUAAUUCAAAUAUUAAACUAACUAGGGAGCUGCUGGAUUAAUACAGAAAAUGCAGAUCAGUUGCAGUCCUUUACAAAGACGGCAAAUUUUGAUAUUUGUUGUUGGCUGGUUUGCAUAUGCUUCAACCUACUGCUUGAGGAAACCUCUAGGGGUUAUCAAAACAGACUUAGAAAAUGAGUUGUCAAUCAGUAAAACACAACUUGGAUUGUUGGACACGGCAUUGUUACUUCCAUAUGCUGUAAUGCAGAUGUUGCUUGGACCAUGUGGAGACAGGUUUGGGUCAAGAAAAACAUUUGGAGUAUGUUUGCUUUUCUCUGGUCUUUCCAUGGCAUCCUUUGGAUUGUGGAGUAAUUUCUAUGUGUUCUGUCUCUUGCUAUUCCUGAAUGGUACGGCACAGGCCCAGUGCUGGCCGAACUGUAUGAAAGCUAUAGGAUCAUGGUACCCUGACAAAGUGAGAAACUCUGUGUUUGGUAUGUUUGGGACUUGUGCCUUUGCUGGUGGUAUAAUAGGUACAGCCCUUGCGGUAUGGCUUCAGACAACAUAUGGAUGGAGAAGUGCGUUCCUUACACCAUCUAUAUUAGUUGCUGUUUUAGGUCUUGUGGUCUUAGUGUGUUUCCAUCAACCUGAUGAGGUCAACAUAGAGGUCAUUGGAAAAGUGUGUUAUAUUAUAGAGAGUUUGGCCACUUCCUCGACAUCUUCCUCCAGCAAGUCUGAAUUGACGUGGUUUCAGCUUUGGAAAAUACCGAUGUUAGCGGAGGUAGCUGUAGCGGUAUUCUGUCUGAAGGCAGUUAGAUACUGUAUGUACAUGUGGCUACCCAUGUACCUGCUUAAUCAGUUAAAAUACUCAAAAGGUGAAGCUGGGAUGUUUUCUACAACAUUUGAGAUUGGUGGGGUUAUAGGCAGUGCUGUGAUAGGUGUAGUGUUAGACAGGUUAUUUCAUGGCCGUUCAUUGUUUGGUACAGCUCUAUCUGCAGCUCUGUCUGGUUUAUCAUUGCUGUUAUUUAUGAUGACUGGUACCUGGGGUGUACUGUUUAAUACUCUAUUCCUGUUCCUUGCUGGUGCCUUCAACUGUGGACCAGAUACAAUCCUAGGUGGAUCUGUACCAGCAGAGUUGGGUGAAACAGAUGGCAGAAAUGCUGCAGCAGCUACUGUUGGUCUAGUCAAUGGUUUUGGCAGUAUAGGAACAUUUAUAGAAGGUCCAGUUAUUGGUGUCAUAGCAACAGCCUAUGGCUGGUCUGGAAUGUUCUACUUUAUGAUAGGAGUGACUUUUGUAGGCAGUUUUUCAGUAUUUAGAGCAUCUGUGAUCAAAUCUCGACUGCCCCGACCUAUACCUGAUGCAAUUCCUCUUAAAGAACCAUUAUUAUAGUAUUCAAGACAUUAGAUCCAUGAACUUAAUCAAGAAUGUUAUAAAGUGACAUAUGUAAAUAUUCCAUUUACUCUACAUCUGGUAGAGUAUUAUUUAAUAUUAGCUGUAAAUAUGGAACUUUUUAUAUUUAAGUGCUUAAAUACAGUUUUGUACAAAGGAGUAUGCAAAACAAAAACUUGUGUUAUCAGUUGAGGAUAUGGCAUGAAGUGACAGAGGUAAAGACAAAUUUGAUGGACAUAAUCAAGGAGUCAAGACAGACUUGGCAGUUUGUGCAAUGUAUACCAUAAAUCACCUAUUCCACUCCAGACUUUACACGGGUACUACCAGAAGUCUGUUCUUGUCAUAUUAGAGGCUUAACAAUUAGUAGUUUAAUUAAGGUAAUUAUGUGUGUCGGAAAGUAAACGUUACAUUGUUAAGGUUAAAAUGUUUCAAAUCAGCCUGGCAAAAAGGUCAGAAUUGCUACCCAAACCUUUUUAUUUUCAGAAUGUUCUCCGUUUAUUCUGUUAUUAUGAAAAAAUCAAACACAUUGUAAAACAUAGGUCCUAACCUGUAGUGCUGCCUUUAUUUUAAAGAUGCUGUAUUUGCUCAUGUCCAAAGUGUUUAUAAAAUACAUCAAAAUGAUUAUUAAUGUGUCUUGCAUAAUAAUUUUAUCCAAGGUUAUAGUUUGAGGUCAUGAUUAAAACAAAAUGAUAUAUAUGAAUUCAUUUAGCAAUUUUUCAGGCCAUUAUUAAAUACUCAUCAAUGUUGUUCUGCCAGACAAGUGAAAAUUCUGGUAUGGAUAUAAUUAUGUGUAGAAAUUAUAUCACAUCUACUGAUACUAAAGAUUUAUAAAGGGAUAUUUCCCAUUUUUCAAUGGUUUUAAUUGUUGUGAUUAUAUUUCUUAAUAUUUAUAAUCUUGAUGCCAUUGCAACAAAUCAGUUAACUGUCAUGUUCUACAUACAAUGUAUGUAACAAAUAUUGUUUGUUAUGUAUAAGUUAAUCAUGCUGAGAUGAAUAAAUAAAGAUUUGAAAUGGAA